AUGGGAAUGCCCGGUGUGUCGGGGUACUAUCGAGCAGUUCAAAUAACUCCACUACUAUCAACAUCCUACCGAAAAGACCCAAUGGCGUGGGCCACACUGGAAAAAAAACAUGCACGUGGACUCUCUUUGCCACUCAUGGCCUGGCUGCCGAAAUGGAACAGACCAAAAAACUCUGAACUGCUACCUACCACAGCACUAACCCUUUCAACUUGGGACAAAUACCGGAAAAGACUGGGCCAAACAGCGCUGCUCUCCCCUGCGUUCCCCCUUGAUACUCAUACCCGACUUCGACUACAAACUUUGACAUAG
This is a messenger RNA of Pelobates cultripes (western spadefoot toad), 309 nucleotides long. NCBI's taxonomy places the organism in Eukaryota, Metazoa, Chordata, Amphibia, Anura, Pelobatidae. The record is from the annotation of a GenBank genome assembly.